UAAAUCCUCUUCCCUAAAACAAAAUCCGGAAAACAAGCGCUCUCUUAUUAGCCGAAAUGUAAAGAGAAGGGGUCUAAAAGAUGAGUUCGUACUCCCGAGAAGAUGUUUGUGGGGUCCUGGAGAAUCUUUUCCCCCUCCUGCCAAUAUAGCCUUUGCUUACCUGAAAUAGGAUCGUCUGGAACCGCCAAAUAAAUGGAUAGCGAAAGUGGGAAUAAGAAAGCAGCUUCUGGGGAAAUGAAACUGAAAGUUCGCAAGUUAUCUCUGAGGAGGGCGGAAGGGGGAAGGGGCGAGUUGGGUUAAGGCUCUAGGAAGGAGUUAAGACUCUUCCCUUGCCUGAACCUUCUCUGCUCCCCAGCUACUCUAAGUUCCUGAACUGAUUUUACAGCACCGGUUCCUCUGCUCACGAGUCCCGAACCUGCCUUCAUGGCCACGGACUGCGCUGCCCACAGCCCACCGUACCGAGUUCUGGUCCGGGUGUCUGAGAGUUGUUCCAGACUGGAGAAGAAACUGCAAAAGUAUUUCCAGAGUCCGCGCAAAUCCGGGGGAGGCGAGUGCACGGUCAAAGCCGGCCCCACAGAAGGCACUUUCUGGGUAGAAUUUCUGGAAAAACAAGCAAGGCAACGAGUUUUGGAGAGAGAAAAUCAUGAGUUAGAAUUGCCAGGAGAAGAAAAGUUGAAGCUCACUGUCAGAUUGCCUACAGCAAAGGAUGAGGAUGAAGACAAUGAAGAACAAAUCUCAACAGAAGAAUCUACAACCAAAGGCAGAGCACAAGAACAAGGUGUAUCAGAAGACCAAUACACAAAGCUUUCACUGGACAGAACAUUGGAUGAGACAGAGGACACCUCCAAAGGCUCUGAAACUUUUCAUUCUUUGGUUGCACUUAAAAAUCUCCAAGAUCAGGAAGAUGAAUAUUUCCUAGUUUUGUUGGUGGAGAACAUUAGUGGUCUAUCAAAAGCUGAAGGAGAUUUUGAAGUAGAAGCCAUUCCAGAAGCAGAAGCUGCUGUGUUUACCUUUCUGAAACACAUUGACAUAAAGAAAUUUAUUGAUCGUUGUUCUCAAAAUCAAGUAGUCCAAGAAAAAAAGAUUUUAGUAGAACCACUGGAAGAGACAAGAACAAUCCUGGUGGAAAACUUGCCCCCUAAUGUUAAUGAAAUUUAUAUCAUUCUUUUCUUUGAAAACCCUAAUAAUGGAGGGGGACCAAUAACCGAAAUCCAGUCUUUUCCAAAGGACAAUUCAGCCCUGAUUCAGUUUUCUGAAUGCAAAGUGGUUAAAACUAUACUGACAAAGAAGCUUCUCUUCAACAACAGUCCCAUUUCAAUGUUUCCAUACUACUACAGUUUGGGUACUGCUUUAUUUAGAAAGGCAAAAGCACCAGUGAAGUUGCCAGAGCCCUUAAAAAUUUCAUUGAAGUCUUAUCUAUUGAAAUUCUUACAGAAAGAUGAUCAAAUAAUUAAAAACAUAACCAGCACCAUAGAGAACUAUCACUGUAUGCUGACAUGGCCAAAUCCCAGUUGUAAAGAAAUAAUACUCAGUCCUUCAGCCUCUUUAGUAAAUAAAAGAAGAACAAAGAGUAAUAUAAUCAAGAUAUGGAGUGAGGAUGUUUCCAUGAGAUUCUCUUGCUUUAUGUCUGAAUACUAGGUCAGGAAGCACAAUGUGAACUCAUUGAUAUGGGCAGCCAUUAGAGACAGCAUAGAAAAUAAGCGCAUUUUGAUUGAGUUUGAAAAGCUUCCAGAGAUAGUGAUCACAGCAGGGAGAAUGGAGGAUGUGCAAAGAACUGAACAACAAAUGAAGACUCUGGUAGAAAGGGAAAAACAAAGUAUAAAAGAGAACUUGAUUUUGUGUCCUAGAAGGUUUUCUAUUUUAUGCAAGAGUGGGUUAGAAGAGACUCUCCACAAGGAAUAUCCAGAGCUGGAAUAUACAUACAAUGCCCCCACAAAAAGCAUUUGUCUGAGGGGAUUGGCUGAAGAUGUAUACAAAACAAAGAAUGAAAUUCUGGAGAAGCUACAGAAUUUGGAUCAGAAAUCUCUCCAUCUUUCUCCUCAGAUCAUUCAGUUUCUGCAACAAGUAAACUGUGAGACAUUCUCUGAAUCUCUUUUUGGAGCUGAGAAAAUUCCUGCUGUUUAUGAUUUGGAGGAUGAAGCAGUUGUGCUGGUUGGCUCCUCUCUUCAAGUUUUUUCUAAAGUUGAAAAACAUAUAAAGAAAGUCUUGGAUUUUAAAUGCAUCAACUUGGCAGACAGUAGAAUUCUUAAUGAUCCUUAGUGGAAAACACUCAUUGAUGAUUUAAAGAAGAAAUACAACCGCUCCUCAAAGACUGUAAUAAUAGAAGAGCAAAAUUCAGACACUGGAGUGAAGAUAAUGGUUGUUGGUUAUGUUAGUCCAGUAGGUGAAAGCUACCAAGAACUUUAUGAAUUUAUAGAAAAAAACACAAAGAUAGAGGAGUUAGUUGCUGCAAAAUCUCUAGGAGUUAUUCAGUAUAUGAAAGAUGAAAAUAAGCAAAUCUGGGAAAAAGUAAAGGAAAAAAGUGUAAAUGUCGAUUUCAAAAUUCAGACCAACCAAAAAGGUGUUUUGCUGAGUGGCCCAAAAGGAGAAGUGGUAAGAGGAGUGGACAUGGUUAAAUAAACACUAGAUUCAAUACAUGUUAAAAAUUUUACUAUUGAUAAACUAGGGGCUAAGUCCCAAUUCAGAACCAAUGAAGAAUAUUAUACAAGGGAAGUAAAACAGAAAUAUAAUUGUUCCAUUUGACUGCAAGAAGAUGGAGAGGAAAGCAGUGGGGGCAGUACUAAUUAAUGAGCAGAAGAUCUGGCAAGUAGCCAGAUAACCUUAAAAUCUGGUAUCUUGUUGACUGUUCAGAAAGGUGACUUAAUUCAGUUCUCAGCAGAUGUGGUGGUGAAUGCAGCAAAUGAGACCCUAAAACACUAUGGAGGCUUAGCAGCUGCACUCUCUAAAGCAGCAGGCCCAGAGCUACAGAGGGACUGUGACAGGAUAAUUCAGGAACAGGGUAGGAUCCUUCCUGGAUGUGCUGUUGUCUCAGCUGCUGGAUAGCUCCCAUAUCAGCAAGUAAUUCAUGCUGUUAGUCCCAGGUGGACACAAGAACAUGCUCACAGGUGUGUGCAGUUACUAAAAAAUGCUAUCACAGAGAUUCUUUAUCUGGCUGGAGAAUUUGGGCACACUUCAGUAACUAUCCCAGCUCUUAGCUCUGGGGUCUUUGGCUUCCUCUUAAAAGAGUGGCAGACCAUCAUUCUGGCCAUCAAGGAAAACUCCCAGCAUUCCCAAAAACAUAGCUUGAAAAAGAUUCAUCUUGUUGAUUCAUCCGAGGAGACAGUUCAGGCUCUUUCCAAAGCUAUGCAGACCAUCUUUAAAGAUGUAUUACUUAGCAAUAAUUCACUGUUCUCUGCAACAUUAGAAAACCAGAAAACCACCAUGAGAAAAAGUAUUGAAUAUAGAAAUGUGUUGGACUCCAUUGAAACAAGAGAACUUCUGAGUAUCAUCUUGAUGAGAGGAGAUGUUCAGGAUGCUAAGACUGAUGUUAUUGUAAAUUCCAUCCCUUUGGAUUUUCAUUUAAAUUGUAGACCACUUUCUCAGGCCUCAUUGAAAAAAGCUGGCCCAAAACUUCAGGAAGAAUUAAAUACAUUGGAGAAAAAAGCCGUGAAAACAGGCUCUGUUCUCUUGACAAAAGGCUAC
Molecule: messenger RNA, 3681 nt
Organism: Sarcophilus harrisii (Tasmanian devil)
Lineage: Eukaryota; Metazoa; Chordata; Mammalia; Dasyuromorphia; Dasyuridae
Product: protein mono-ADP-ribosyltransferase PARP14
Biological process (GO): negative regulation of gene expression
Cellular component (GO): nucleus; cytoplasm
Molecular function (GO): transcription corepressor activity
Source: RefSeq, a predicted model, not a curated record